Messenger RNA from Cuscuta campestris, 1226 nucleotides. Lineage: Eukaryota; Viridiplantae; Streptophyta; Magnoliopsida; Solanales; Convolvulaceae. The record is from the annotation of a GenBank genome assembly.
UCCCCCAAUAAUAUCAGAGAAGCUUAAUAUGGUGGUGAAAGAAGGGAGAAUAGGAGUAAAGCUGAUCAGCAGGAGAGGAAUGUCGGAAGUGGACAUCCAUAAAUCCAAAAAUGGCAGUGGGUUCUCAUUCACGUGUAAUGGAUGGGAAGGGUUUGUGGAUGAGCACGACCUGCAACUGGGUGAUUUUCUGGUUUUUGAACACAUGGGGAACCUCAUCUUCAAGGUCACCUUGUUCGACCCCACUUGCUGCGAGAAAGGUUUCCCCGUCCAGCAAGAAACCACCAGCAAUGAAGACGAUCAUAUGACAACAACAACAACAACAGUUCAGUUAGAUCCCAUGAGAGAUAAUGGCUGCCCUAGUAAUAAUGGUCCUAAUGAUGUGAAAGUGGAGGCUAAUAAGGGAGAAGAUGAAAAUGUGGCUCAGAGACAGAACCUGAAUCCAAACUACCUGAAGAGAAAACUGAAAGUCUGCAAUGGAAUGAAACAUGAGAAACUUGACGACCAGAAGCGGGACAAUAAUAAGAACCGCAGGCUGCGUCAAUCUUCUGGUCGUCGUGACCCUACAAAGAAACAUCAAUUUUCUUCAACAAUGAAGCGCUACAACAUCCUUGAUAACACCCCUUACCUGUAUUUGCCCUCGGCGUUUUGCAAGGCAAAUGGGCUUGUUCCUCAGAAAGCAAAAGUGACUCUGAAAGGUCCGAGUGGUGAGGAACACCAAGGUAGCCUCAUGGUGUAUGAUAGACAACAAGAUGGUUGCAUUCAUACUCGGGCUUGGAGCGGAUUUGUUGCAAGCAACAAUCUGAAAGUGGGUGACACUUGCAUCUUCAAACUUCGUGACACCGCAGGGAGCGGUUCAGAUGUCAUUGAGUUUGAUGUUGACGUUCAACCUGCAGCCUCUUAAUUUGUGUUUACAUAUCAUUGGAUUGGUUGCACAUAUAAAUUCUCGAUCUCAUCAUCCGAAACUUUGUGCUUCUCUUUGGUUUUUGGGACGUUUGUAGCAAGUGUCAUGUGACAAGCGUGGUGUACAUACAACCUAGCGUUUUUGUAACUGUAUUUCUGGCAAAUGUCUUUUUUUUCCUAUUAGGAGUGUUAGUUAACUGAUUGUUUGGCUUGAUAUAUUAAAAUUGCGACUAGUUCAUUUGGUUUUGUGGUAAAUUGGUGGCUCACUUCAAUGGGAGCUAAGUGGAGUAAAGAUGGAAGGAAGAGAACAAAUCAUGGAAAUCAUA